Molecule: messenger RNA, 531 nt
Organism: Nycticebus coucang (slow loris)
Lineage: Eukaryota; Metazoa; Chordata; Mammalia; Primates; Lorisidae
Exons: 3
Coding region: 10-468 (152 amino acids)
Source: RefSeq, a predicted model, not a curated record
AGUAGCCUGAUGGUAGUCGCUCAAGCUCCAGCAUCUCUUGGAGAACCAGGCAUCCUCUCUUUCUGCCAGAACAUCAGAAACGCGGCCUGGAGAACACCUUGCAGGACGCCAAGCACUGGCACGACAUGGAGCUGCAGAACCUGGGCGCCGUGGUGGGCCGGCUGGAGGCGGAGCUGGGCGAGGUGCGCGCCGAGGCCGAGCAGCAGCAGCAGCAGCGCGCGCACCUGCUGGCGCGCAAGGGCCAGCUGCAGAAGGACGUGGCCUCCUACCACGCCCUGCUGGACAGGGAGGAGAGCUGCUGAUGGAGAAACUUCCUUUUUUCACGAAGAAAAUGCUGCCUUCCUCCCCAGCUGCCCCAUGAAGUCACUUGAGGAGCUCUCCCCUGAGCCUCAGUCCCUGCUGGAUUCCCUAGUUGAUUCAGGUUGGGCUGAAAAGCUUCCUGGAGGUGGAGAGGGUCCUCUGCUUUAAUUUAAGUAGUCUGUAGCCUGAGCAACCUCCCUUGUUCCCCUCUAAUAAACGCUUUGUGUGCAG